Messenger RNA from Microthlaspi erraticum, 2610 nucleotides. The record is from the annotation of a GenBank genome assembly. Lineage: Eukaryota; Viridiplantae; Streptophyta; Magnoliopsida; Brassicales; Brassicaceae.
AUGAUGAGCAGCGGGCAACAGGCUCCAAACGUGUUCAACUUUUUCAAAUGGCAACGUGGUGAACCGUCAUCAUCGUCCUUGACUACCGGAUUGCUUCAUAAUGUGUCACACGAGAUUGAGCUAUCUAACUACGGAGGAGUACCAAGUCCUGGUAGUGAGAGCCCAUCGGGACUUCUUAAUGGGGAGAGCUUAAAUGUUCAACCAAUCGCUGAUUUGGAUCUCUUCUUCGAAAGACUCUACAGCUACUAUAGAGACAAAGGCCUUUGGUGUAUCAUCGUAAAGUGGGCUGUUGAGCUUCUGAGUCUUGGCUUCAUCAUAUGCUUCUCUGGGUUUUUCUUGCUGUAUGUUGAUUGGCAUGGUCUUAAGAAUGCAAAAUGUGGAAUGGAUGCGGUUGAAUCUGGAACUAAGCCAUGUGAUCUUGUCAAAGAAGCUAUCCAUCUGCAUCCUUUAACCCCUUUCACACUCACAACUGCUAUAAUUGUUGGAUAUUUGGCCCUCUUCUCUGUCUACUGGAUCUUCUGUUUCUUAAGGUUCUUCGCUCAGUUGAAAGAUACUUUGGACUUUCGGCACUUCUAUUACAACAGUCUCCAUGUCACAGACAAAGAAAUCCUUACUAUGCCAUGGGAAACAGUCCUGGAGAAGGUUGUUCAGUUACAAAGCUCACAGUGCCUUUGUGUGGUUAAGGAUCUUUCAGCUCACGAUAUUGUUAUGCGCCUUAUGCGGAAAGAAAACUACUUGAUUGGGAUGCUCAACAAAGGCUUGCUUUCUUUCCCAAUUUCCCAUUGGAUCCCUGGUGCUGGUCCAGUAGCUAAAUCUGCACCAGAUGGGACACGGUACCACCUUGUGUUGACAAAGACCCUUGAAUGGACCCUUAACUGGUGCAUACUGCAGAGCAUGUUUGACUGCAAUUUUCGAGUCAGACGGGACUUUGUUUCAAAUCCUACAACAUUGAAGAAACGGCUGUUUGUGGUUGGGCUUGCUAUGCUUCUGCUGUCACCAUUUCUAGUCAUCUUUAUGUUGGUGUAUCUAUUCCUAAGGCAUGCUGAACAGUUCUACAAUCAUCCAAGUACUGCAUCUUCUCGAAGAUGGUCCAAUUUGUCAAAGUGGCUCUUCAGGGAGUUCAAUGAGGUUGACCAUUUAUUCAAGCACCGGAUUAAUAGCAGUGUAGAGCACGCGUCUGAAUACCUAAACCAAUUCCCCUCACCUAUCAUCUCCAUUAUUGCAAAGUUCGUCUCGUUUGUGUCUGGCGGCUUUGCUGCUGUAUUAAUCAUCAUUGCGUUUCUCGAAGAAUCUCUUCUAGAGGGGCAUGUAUUCGGUCGCAAUCUUUUCUGGUAUGCUGCUGUAUUUGGAGCUAUUACAGCUAUAAGCCGGGCUGCUGUUUCGGAUGAACUUUUGGUCCUUAACCCAGUAGGAACUAUGUCUACGGUUGUCCAACACACUCACUAUAUGCCUAAGAGAUGGCGUGGUAAGGAGAACAAAGACGAAGUCCGUUUGGAGCUAGAGACUCUGUUUCAGUAUACUGGAAUGAUGUUACUGGAGGAGAUAGCUUCGAUUUUCAUCACACCGUUUUUGCUGAUGUUUGUCGUGCCAAAGCGGGUUGAUGAUAUACUGCAAUUCAUCAGGAAUUAUACAGUUGAUAUUGAAGGUGUAGGCAAUGUUUGCAGCUUUAGUGCUUUUGACUUUGAGAGCCAUGGAAAUAUUAGAUAUGCUUCACCACGUAAUGUAUCUCGUGAGCAGAGAAGCUCUCAGGGGAAAAUGGAGAAAUCAUUCUUGAGUUUCCAAAGUAGUUAUCCUUCUUGGGAAUCAGAUUCUCUUGGGAAACAGUUUCUUUCAAAUCUCAGAACAUUCCGGGACCAAAAGCUUCGAGAACUGAACACAAGACACUCAUGCUCUUCUCCUAGUAGGGCGUGGCGAGAAUCCCCUAUUCUUCGCAACAGCACGUCAACACCGUUAUACAGAGACCUAUCAAGAAAUCCGCAUGCGAGAGGCAACCACGCUGAUUCCAUGUUCCUGAUUGAUUCAGAUCAGAGGAACCAUCCUUACCUUCUUGACUGGUACUACACUUCUCAGUCUCACAACAGAACGGAUCACCACCCGGUAGAGAGAGAGAACGAAAUCUUGACUGCAAACCAAAACUCUGGAGAUUGCUGGCCUCCUAAUUUGGGAAUCCGUGGUGAUGAUAUGGAAGCAACAACUUCAGGUCAGUUCUUCAGAGAGAGCAUUCUGCGCCAACACCAUCCUGAGGGAGAAGAAAACUUUGGAAACCAUCAUCCUCUUGAUGGUAGGAGCCAGUGGUGGGGAAGAGGCGAUCGUUCUCCCACCGGUCCAUCUCAUCCCGCAACAGCCGAUAGCUUCAUCGAGCCGCCGGAUUUUAUAAACCACUACACAACGAGGAACUUGUUAGACAGCGCAUGGAGCAGAAGAAGCAUUGGAGAAGAAGAAGAUGAAGAAGAAGGAUUGGAUUGGGGAGAGAAUGCAAGAAGAAAGUUGUCAAGAACUACAUUUAUGGAUGAUGACGACGACAUUGAAGCUGGGAUUGAUCUCCAUUUCGACGAUGUAUAUAGUUCAAGGCCUCAAGAAACUUCAACAUCAAGAACCUCAUUAGGGUGA